Molecule: messenger RNA, 2213 nt
Organism: Calidris pugnax (ruff)
Lineage: Eukaryota; Metazoa; Chordata; Aves; Charadriiformes; Scolopacidae
Gene: TXNDC9
Product: thioredoxin domain containing 9
Exons: 5
Coding region: 78-758 (226 amino acids)
Biological process (GO): microtubule cytoskeleton organization
Cellular component (GO): cytoplasm
Source: RefSeq, a predicted model, not a curated record
GCGCGGCCGGGCGGGCGGGGCGGGUAGAGGCGCGGAGCGGUGGAGAGGGCUUUGAAAAGAUCACUUUCUAGUUAAAGAUGGCGGCUGAUACUUCUGUUGAAAUACUUCAAAAAGUUCUGGAGAAUGAAAUGCUUCAGACUACCAAGAUUGUGGAAGAACAUCUGGAUGCUGAAAUACAGAAGCUGGACCAAAUGGAUGAAGAUGAAUUGGAACGCCUUAAACAAAGGAGGCUUGAGGCACUGAAAAAGGCCCAGCAGCAGAAACAAGAGUGGCUUUCAAAAGGACAUGGAGAAUACAGAGAAAUCCCAAGUGAGAGAGACUUUUUCCAAGAAGUCAAAGAAAGUAAAAAUGUGGUUUGCCAUUUCUAUAGAGAUACAACGUUCAGAUGCCAAAUAAUGGACAAACAUUUGACUGUAUUGGCAAAAAAACAUGUUGAGACAAAAUUCUUGAAAUUAAAUGCUGAAAAAUCUCCUUUCUUGUGUGAGAGACUGCGCAUCAAAGUAAUCCCCACUCUAGCACUAGUAAAAGAUGGAAAAACGCAAGACUAUGUUGUGGGCUUUACUGAUCUUGGUAACACUGAUGACUUCACUACAGAGACAUUAGAAUGGAGGCUAGGCUGUGCGGACGUAAUUAAUUACAGUGGAAACUUGAUGGAUCCACCUUUUCAAAGUCAAAAGAAAUACGGAACAAGCUUUACAAAGUUGGAGAAGAAGACCAUCAGAGGAAAGAAAUACGAUUCAGAUUCUGAUGAUGACUAGAAGAACAACUAAAUGUAUUUGUAAAUCAUCUUUUGUUUAUGCUUGGUACAUUUCUAAGAAUGUUUUUUAUAAAGCUUACUGCUUUUCAUUACAUCUGCACAUAAUGCUCAUUUUUCUAUACAGUUUUAUACAACUGAGUCAUAGCAGAAAAAAGCUUAAAUAUUUUUUUUUUCCUUUUUUGGAAGUCAUUUGUAAUUUAAAAAUCGGAGUCCUUCUAACUAAAUAAUGGCAAAAUAGUGGCAAAUGAUGAACUAUGUCUUAAGUGUAAGUUUAUGAAGUGAUUUGAAAUAACUGUUAGAAACAUCUGUACCAAGUCAGACCAAAGGUCCCUCUGGCUCAGCAUCCAGUGUCAGUGGCCAAAAGCAGAUGCACAAGGAAGACUAAAAACAGGGUGAGCAGACAGCAAUGCUUCCCUAGAAUAUACUUUAAGAAAUCUCGGGUUUGGGGAACUCUGUAUCUGAGAGCAUUUGCUGGUUAAAGUAGUAGGGGGGAAAAAAAAGAUCUCUUUAAAUCCUCAUAGUAUCCCAGCAUCCACAUCAUAUGACAAGGAGUCCACAGUUUAACUGUGUUUUGUGAAGAACAACUUCCUGUUGUUUUCCUUGAAUCUGACAGUUCCAUGUUUUUUCUGAUUUUCUUUAUUUAAGGCAAUGAUAGACACUUUUCAAAAAUAUUUUUCCCUCUCAGUUCCUCUUCCAGCAGUCUUUUCAAAUUUAUUAUUACUUAUUUUAUCAGUAAAGCACUACAAAAUUAUUAGUAAAGGAAUCGUGCAUUUUAAGAAAUGAUUGCUUAUCUUAUGGUGCCAUAUCAUAAUAUUGAAUAACUUAACUACGUUGCACUAUAAGUUGUAAGAACAGUCGUUAACUUCUGUGAAUUCUGAAAUAGAUGGCCAAGAGAAAUGCCCUUUUACCAUCUAUGUACGCUGCAUGUUAAAGCUGAUACAGCGGGUAAUAGCACAUAGCAACAAGCAUACUGAAAGCAGCCUUGUUGACAGGUUUGUAUAAUUCUGUGGUUUUGAACGUGUGGAUUUUAUAGCAGAUGCUUUGUACAAGAGAGUAGAAUAGAGAAAAGUAUUUGGGAGAAACCUUGAUCUGUUAAGUUUAGAUAUAGCACCGCAUACUGUGUACUGUUCUUAAGUAAUGGACAGAAUUUUCAAGGGAGAUCUUCCUUGGAACACAAUGUAGAAUUUCUGGCUAGGUGAAGAGUUGAUGAGUUUUCUUUUUGUCUAAAAAAAACCAACCAAACAAAAAAGUUUGCUGUGUGCUGAAGGACCCUUUUGAGGUGGUAUUUUAAAUCCAGUUGGUCCAGAAAAGCAGUGAAGUGAGUCUAGUUAGUCCUGCUGCCUUGUAUUGGAGAACACUUGUGAUUGGGCCAGCACAGCAAUAUAUCUCUGUUUAAAAAAAAAUAUAUAUUUUAUUUCUGUUCAUGUACAUUGAAAUAAAAUUAUUUUAAUUCUAA